Heterostelium album PN500 is the source of this 1554-nucleotide messenger RNA. RefSeq names its product DUF4326 domain-containing protein. The coding region runs from base 1 to 1554 and encodes 517 amino acids. The transcript is spliced from 3 exons. The record is from RefSeq and is a predicted model, not a curated record. NCBI's taxonomy places the organism in Eukaryota, Evosea, Eumycetozoa, Acytosteliales, Acytosteliaceae.
AUGAAAUCAAUUAUUUUAAUAUUUUCUUUGAUAUUCCUCUUUAAUUGUGUAUUAUCGGUUGAUGUCUUGGUGACAGAAAUCUAUCAAGGUACAUCAUGUGAUCCUUUGAAAUUAAUUAAAACUCAACUCAACAGUCCAUGUACCGCCUACGGUAAACUUAGCUUCAAUACAACUCAUUACUUUUUGUUGACCACCGAUCCCGACAAACUUAACCCGAAAUGCGAUGGAUACAAUCAAACCAGUGGAGUACCAGAACCAUUAAACAAAUGCCAGUCCGACCGUCUCGAUAGCAGAGUCAGCUACAUCAUCAGAAGAAAGAGCGCUCAAGCAGAGUCGGACAUUCUCCAAAUGGUAAAUCCAAACACCUGCAGUCAAAUCAUUACCUACGGUUCGAGCAAUUGCACUAGCAACAUGGUAAUGUUUAACUUCCCACAACACAUCUGUUUCCCGGGUGGACUCUCGGAUGGAAAACUCGGAUAUCUCCGUACCAACUGUACCAGUAACAAUACAUUCGUCUACGAGUGUGGACAAGAUGCAAGCUGCUCCAACUGUACCCUUCUGUCAAGUCCAGCCAACAACCAAUGUGUUCAAAGUCCAAAUCCAUUUUUGAAUCCAAUGUACAGCUCCUUCCAAUACAACAAAGAGAGUAUUGUCACACCAACUCCAACUCCAACUCCAAUGACCAACAACACCACUCCAAAACCAAGCAAACCAGUUGUUGUUGAUUCAACAAACACAUCCUCAAAUCUAUUUGUAUCAUUCCUUCAACUAUCAAUUUCUUUAUUGAUAACUCUAUUAUUCUUAAGUAUUCAAAUGUAUAUGAAAAAAACAAAAUAUGCACCAUCUUUGAAGCCGUCAUCAGUUGGUAGUAGCAGCUCAAGCGGUGCAGGUAGCAGUCAUAUCGCCAAUGACAUUGACUCUUCACCGAUCGACAAAAAUGGAAAUGUAUUAUAUAAUCCAGACUACACUCAUUAUGUUGUUCACUGUCAAAAGACUGAAUACGAUGUUUAUAUAGGUAGAAAGAAUCCAAAAAUUGACCAAAGUGGUAAUUUUAAGUGGGGCAAUCCAUUCAAAGUUGGAACUCAUGGCGAUAGAAACGAAUGUGUUUUGAAGUAUAGAGAUUGGAUUUUCCAUAAGGAUCAGAGUGAGUUGUUCCAGCAAGCAAAGAAAGAGUUGCAUGGAAAGAUCAUUGCAUGUUGGUGUUCACCUUUGAACUGCCACGGCUAUGUAUUGGCUGAGAUUGCCAACUCCAGCGUGACAAACAUCGAUUAUAAAUCGGUUUCAAAACCAUCGGUUAGAACUACCUAUGCCGAUCCAAAUCAGUCCAAGAUAACAUCGUUCUUUGUAAAGAAAGAGGUCAACGACACUGCACCAUCUUAUAAACCAGAUCCAAACUCAUGGGCAUCUCUCAUUCAAAAAGAACAAAACACCACCAAACAGCAAACUACUUCAAAUUCAUCAACAACAUCUACUGUCACCAGCUCAGUUGUUGCCACAAAACCAGUUGUUGACUCUGAAAAGGAUUUCCCAACCCUUGGACUAAAGAAAAAGUAA